CUGCGACAAAGAGCCAUGAACCACCCCAGACAUAUGGGCAAGAUAAGGAAGAGGCUGGAGGAUAUCAAGAACCAGUCUCCGAAGUUGACAAAAGUGGAUUUCAGCCACAACGAAAGCAUAAGAUUGGCCACCGACGCCUUCUUGGAUGGUGGGACAGACUCUUACCUCGAAACUCUAAGCAAAGAGGGUGAGGUGGAUUUCCUGUCCUCGGUGGAAGCUCAGUACAUCAAGGAUAACGCCAGGGAGUCUUAUUACGCACAGGAGUCCCCAGGUGCCGACGGGGCAGCCGCGCCAAAGCAGAACGAUGCCGGGUCACUCCCUUCAGGGACCUACUUCCCCACCAUUUCUGACAGCGGUGAGUCGGCUCUGCUCCACACAUGGAUUACAGCAGAGAAGCCCUAUUUAAAGGAAAAAUCCACCGCCACUGUGUAUUUCCAAACAGAGAAGAAUAGCAACAUUAGAGACAUCAUACGCCGGUACAUCCACAAGACCACUCAGGUGUUAGCUAUCGUGAUGGAUGUGUUCACAGACACUGAGAUUCUCUGUGACCUCCUGGAGGCAGCUAACAAGCGCAUGGUCUUUGUCUACCUGCUGCUCGAUCAUGGCAGUAUAGAUCUUUUCUCAGAGAUGUGUGACAAGCUGCAAAUUCCUGAGGAUCUCUUCAAGAAUAUUUCAGUGCGCAGUGUUACUGGAGAGGUUUACUGUGCCAAGUCAGGCAGGAAAUUUUCAGGACAAAUUCAAGAAAAAUUUCUUAUCUCUGACUGGAGAUAUGUGCUGUCUGGAUCUUACAGCUUCACGUGGCUGUGCGGCCAGGUUCACCGCAACCUCCUCUCCAAGUUCACGGGCCAGGUUGUGGAGCUGUUUGACGAGGAGUUCCGGCACCUGUACGCGCUGUCCAAGCCGGUGCGCGGCCCCAAGACGCCGCCGCGCAGCCUCCCGUUCCUGUUCAGCCGCAGCUGGGCGCCCCCGCGCAGCCUCCCCUACAGCGACCAGGGCAGCGCCAACACCCUCUCCGACUCCUUCAGCAGCCUCUCCGCCGGCAGCACGCACCAGAGCAAGCAGACCCCAAGAACUCUCAUGUUCAACAGCAACUUCACCCCCCAGUCCCCUCUCCACCGAGUCAACUCCUUCCACAGCUAUGUCUCGUUCACCCCCCCGCCUCCACAGAAGGCCAUCCAGCCUAACUACUACCAGCCACACUACAUGGCCGAAAACCCCGCAGUGCCCUACAACAACAUGAACAUUUACAGACCCAUAAGGCUCAGGCAAGAGGAACCGAACAGGACAGGGUUAAGCUCAUCCUGGAGAUGCCUCCACAAAGCUAACCUGUUUGCAUAAUAACCACCUUGUUUGGAAAUGCAAGUAAAUGUAGCGAGGACCUGUUUAGCAAUCGCUUGUGUACUGAUGAAUAUAGAAAUUCUGUAUAAUACAAAUGAGGAUGAUUUCAAGCCUCUUGUUUUGUUGCUUAUGGAUGCUUCAUUUCCCUGAUUAAAAAGCCAAGGCUGCUAAUGUGUGAACCUCAGGUGCAUCAGGAUCCCAGGAAAAAUACAUCUGAAUAAUGAUGCUCACAGUGCAACACUGCUGCUGCCUAUCACCUGCCCCUGGCGGCAUAUUUAUGUACCAGAAGGACAGUAACUGUUUUUCUUGUCUCAGCAACUGAAAGGGGGUAAGGCACAGUUUACUACUAUGCAUUUUUCGCACUUGAAUAAGGAGACUGAAGGCUGCUAUUUCCAUGGCAAACAGAGAUGAUGCUGGCAGCUGUCAUCAAACCUUAAUCUUGAUUUAGGGGGACUGCCUUCAGGCUGGCAGGGAAGCACAGGUCCUGCCACAGCAGUGUCUCAAAGCUCUCUCUGCUUGAGCUGCACAGCAGGAAUGGUUCCCAAAGAUUCUUAGGAAGGGGCCUGGUGCCCUGGACAUGGCUUGAGACGGACAGUUCGGUUAUGGAAGACACCUUACAUUCACCAUAUACUUCCACUGGUCAGCAACACAGGUGUGUCCCAGCACAUUUGGUUACAAACCUCCAAUGCUACCAGCUCCA
Messenger RNA from Ficedula albicollis (Collared flycatcher), 2038 nucleotides. It is a transcript of the gene SACK1A, whose product is annotated as family with sequence similarity 83 member A. Lineage: Eukaryota; Metazoa; Chordata; Aves; Passeriformes; Muscicapidae. The transcript has 4 exons. The record is from RefSeq and is a predicted model, not a curated record. The coding region runs from base 16 to 1338 and encodes 440 amino acids. Gene Ontology annotation, biological process: epidermal growth factor receptor signaling pathway.